Messenger RNA from Chenopodium quinoa (quinoa), 1083 nucleotides. RefSeq lists its product as uncharacterized. The transcript is spliced from 2 exons. The record is from RefSeq and is a predicted model, not a curated record. NCBI's taxonomy places the organism in Eukaryota, Viridiplantae, Streptophyta, Magnoliopsida, Caryophyllales, Amaranthaceae. Bases 1 to 1083 code for a protein of 360 amino acids.
AUGGUACUCGGUGGGUAUCGCCUCGUCGAUGUUGUUGUUGGUGCUGCGUUGUUGCUCAGUGAGUCGGUGAUGCUCGAUGGUUUGCUGUGGUGGGGGCUGCUCGGUGGGUUUGCUGUCGGUGUUGUUACUCGGUGGGGUCUGCUCGGUGAGAAGAAGGAGAUGAGAAUGGAAAGGAGGAGAGAGAAAGGAGAGAUGUAUUCUUUGAAGAUCAUCUUCUUACGCAAUCCCAACCUCUAUUUAAUCCUCUACACUUUCACCACCCUCCCACUAGCCAUCCUCAUAACUUCCAACUCCGUCUCCGCCACGCCACGCUUCCUUAAAUCUCACAUCGCCCGCCUUCAAUGGCUCGUCGAUGUGGUUCCUAUUUGGAUAGAAGCAGCCAAUGUUCAAGACGAGUCUCGAGCUGACUCGAGGAAGCUUCUUCGUCGUAAGCUCCUUCACGGUGUUCCUAUUCUUGUGUUGUCAUUGAUUGCUUUGACUACUAUUGUUGUUUCGACUCAUGCUGCUCUACGCAGGAAAAAGAAAGUGACCCUGAGCGCAGCGAUGUCUGCUCUCAGGGUCAAAUGGUCCCCACCCAUACUCACGUGCUUAUUUAACUUUAUCGUGUGGGUGGGGUGGGCCCAUUUGGAUCCCAUCAUAAAUAGAGUCGCCGUCGAGUACUGGUACUUGACGGUGGCCCAGGUGGCGGUCGAGGUGUAUCUAAUGUCAGUGCUUGCAGUUGGGCUUGUCGUGUCUGUAGUAGAGGGCCGGGUCGGGCAUGAAGCGAUAUGGGUUGGGUGGGGUUUAAUGAAAGGAAGGCGGGUUUGUGGGUGGGUUUUGGCGGGCUUGAUACUUUCAAUUUCGGGUUUUAUAGGAAGGCAGAUGAUUGAGGUGAUUAACGGUGAAGAUUUAGCGAAUGAUAGUGGAGGGUACACGUGGACGGUAGAGAUGAGGUUUGGAUGUAUGGUAGGAUUGGUGGUUUUGUUAGGGUGGUUUGUGUUAUGGAGUUAUGUAAUAUUCGCAGUUUUAUAUUUUGAUUGUAGGAAAAGAAAUGUAAUUAAAGAGGAAGAACAAUUAGAUAUUAUUGAUGAUUAUGACUUUUAA